AUUCUUUUUCAAUUUUUACUUCGAUAGAGAUACAGCUGCCCUCCAUCUCUGAUUCCCUUCCCACUUCCAGUCUACGCCUCUCUCCCCCACUUCACUGACGAGUGCCGAGACUGCCGGCAGCCCAGUCGAAGACAACCCUUCCCUCUCCCCAGUAGGCGCCGGCGGCAUCUCCUUUUCUCUACUCUUCCCUCUCCCCAGUCGGCGACAUCUCCUUUUCUCUCCCCAGUCGGCGACAUCUCUUUUCCUCUCCCCAGUCAACGACAUCUCUUUUCCUCUCCCAAGUCGGCGACAACUCGUUUCCCUCUUUCCCCAGUUGGCGUUUCUUUAUUUCGUGGAAUAGGUUAUUCUAGUAAUCAUCGGUUGAUUUUUAUAAUCAAGAUUUGACUGGAACUCUCCUCAGGAAUGACUGACGGUCAUCUCUUCAACAAUAUCUCUCUCGGAGGCCGUGGAGGCACGAACCCAGGGCAGCUAAAGUUACAUUCAGGGGGAAUUCAAUGGAAGAAACAGGGUGGUGGUAAAGCAGUGGAAGUUGAUAAAGCUGAUAUUACAGGAGUGACAUGGAUGAAGGUACCAAGGACAAAUCAACUUGGUGUUCGGAUCAAAGAUGGCUUGUACUACAAAUUCACUGGCUUCCGGGACCAGGAUAUUGCGAACUUGACCAAUUCUUUCCAGAGCAGUUGUGGAGUAACACUAGAAGAGAAGCAUCUUUCAGUUACUGGACGUAAUUGGGGAGAGGUUGAUUUAAAUGGAAAUAUGCUUACCUUUCUGGUUGGUUCAAAGCAAGCAUUUGAGGUAUCAUUAGCAGAUGUCUCACAAACUCAACUACAAGGAAAAAAUGAUUGUAUCUUGGAGUUCCAUGUGGAUGAUACAACUGGAGCUAAUGAGAAAGAUUCAUUAAUGGAGAUAAGUUUUCACAUACCUGGUAACAACACCCAAUUUGUUGGUGAUGAAAAUCGACCUCCUGCUCAGGUUUUUCGAGAAAAGAUUUUGUCAAUGGCAGAUGUUGAUCCUGGUGGUGAAGAAGCUGUUGUUACAUUUGAUGGUGUUGCAAUCCUGACACCAAGGGGCCGUUACAAUGUUGAACUUCAUCUGUCAUUCUUGCGGCUCCAAGGACAGGCCAACGAUUUCAAAAUUCAAUACAGCAGUGUUGUUCGCCUCUUUUUGCUUCCAAAGUCUAACCAGCCGCAUACUUUUGUCAUUGUUACUCUGGACCCUCCUAUACGUAAGGGGCAAACUUUGUAUCCACACAUUGUGUUGCAGUUUGAUACUGACAAUGUGGUCCAAAACACAUUGUCAAUCAAUGAAGACCUUUUGAGCACAAAGUACAAAGACAAGUUAGAACCAUCUUAUAAGGGACUCAUUCAUGAUGUGUUCACAACAGUAUUGCGGGGCUUGUCUGGUGCUAAAGUAACUAAACCAGGAAAAUUCCGUAGCUGUCAAGAUGGUUAUGCAGUGAAGUCAUCACUGAAAGCUGAAGAUGGUCUUCUUUAUCCACUUGAGAAAAGCUUCUUCUUCUUACCAAAACCUCCUACCCUUAUUCUUCAUGAGGAGAUUGAUUAUGUUGAAUUUGAGAGACACGCAGCUGGUGGCUCAAAUAUGCAUUAUUUUGAUCUUCUUAUAAGACUCAAAAGUGAGCAAGAACAUCUGUUCCGAAACAUCCAGAGAAAUGAGUAUCACAAUCUUUUUGACUUCAUCAGUGGGAAGGGUCUGAAGAUUAUGAACCUAGGUGAUAUGCAAACAACAAAUGGUGUGGCUGCUGUUCUCCAAAGUGAUGAUGAUGAUGCUGUUGACCCACAUCUUGAGCGCAUUAAGAAUGAAGCUGGAGAUGAGAGUGAUGAAGAGGAUGAAGAUUUUGUUGCGGACAAGGAUGAUGAAGGCUCUCCUACUGAUGAUUCUGGGGAUGAAGAAUCUGAUGCUAGUGAAAGUGGAGAUGAGAAAAAGAAGCCUAUGAAAAAGGAAUCCACAAAGGAGCCCUCAUCUUCAAAGGGUGUAUCUAAGAAGAAAGUGAAAGAUGGAAAUGAGGAUGGAUCUAAGAAGAAAAAACAAAAGAAGAAGAAGGAUCCAAAUGCACCAAAGAAGGCAAUGUCUGGUUUCAUGUUCUUCUCACAAAUGGAAAGGGAGAAUGUGAAGAAAAGUAAUCCUGGCAUUGCUUUUGGGGACGUAGGAAAAAUUCUUGGAGACAGGUGGAAGCAACUGUCAGUGGAAGAUAAAGAACCAUACGAAGCAAAGGCUCGAGCAGAUAAAAAGCGUUAUAAAGAUGAAGUCAGUGGCUACAAGAACCCUCAGCCUGUGAAUUUGGGGUUGGGGAAUGAAUCUGACAGUGACUAGAUGGUAUGCUUCUUCCGGGCAAUAACAUCUCUGUAGAGACUACUAUACUGUUGAAUUAUAAAGGUUUACUUAGAAUAGAAAUUGUUACUUUUCUUAAUUAUUAGAAAAAGAAUAUAUGUAUGUGGGAUCUAUAACAGGAAGUGUUCCUCUCCUAUUACAACAGUAAAGAAGGUUAAAUCUAA
Manihot esculenta (cassava) is the source of this 2510-nucleotide messenger RNA. RefSeq names its product FACT complex subunit SSRP1. Gene Ontology annotation, cellular component: nucleus; FACT complex. The record is from RefSeq and is a predicted model, not a curated record. NCBI's taxonomy places the organism in Eukaryota, Viridiplantae, Streptophyta, Magnoliopsida, Malpighiales, Euphorbiaceae. The coding region runs from base 403 to 2328 and encodes 641 amino acids. Gene Ontology annotation, molecular function: histone binding; nucleosome binding; DNA binding. The transcript has 17 exons.